Molecule: messenger RNA, 6324 nt
Organism: Melanotaenia boesemani (Boeseman's rainbowfish)
Lineage: Eukaryota; Metazoa; Chordata; Actinopteri; Atheriniformes; Melanotaeniidae
Gene: disp2
Product: dispatched homolog 2 (Drosophila)
Exons: 10
Coding region: 146-4606 (1486 amino acids)
Source: RefSeq, a predicted model, not a curated record
UAACAGCCCCAGAAACAAGCCCGUACCGCUGAUCCUCGUGGAAUCACUUUACGCAGAUGAGAUAUAAGUUCUUUGGUUAACCUUGACUAAAAUGACUGGAAGCUGAGCAGGAAAUAGUGCAUGUCAAAGGCGAAUCAGGAGGAAGAUGGAUGCUUGCUCGAGAAUAGGAGAAAGCACGGAUGCGAUAGUGAUGGACGAUUCUCCUGUAGAUGAAAGGGACAUUCAGCAGGCUUGCCAAAGUGAGAUCCCGGUGGUUUCUCUGUGCCCUCCUGACAGCUCUGCCGAAGCACAGUUGACAGUCAUCCAGUCUGGAGAGGAGCUAUGUGACAGCUGCAGCAGCCUUGGCAGACCUUCUUCCUCCUUUCAGCUUUAUCACCAAGUGCCCCAGUGUCUUCAGCCUGGAGACUAUGAUUCAUCACAGCCCCGAAAAUGUCCCCACUGCAGUCAUCAGAGGCCAAUCAAACCUCACGCCGGCUGCGAUACAAUCGGGCGUCAUGCCGAAGGAGGUGUACUGGUGAAAGUGGGACACAGCUGUAGCUCCGCCCAUCAGGCAUCCUGUCACAAGGCGGUGAGAUGUCACUGGCUGCAUGGGUCAAAUGAAAGCGGUGCACAGAAACCAAAGCAGCGACAUGUGGUGACAGUAAGAGAUGGAGGACUUUACUGCAUCCUUAGAAAUUAUACCCAGGUGAUAGUUGACUUUCCAUUAGCAGUCCUGCUGGGUUGUGCCAUCCUGCUGCUGGGAUGCUCACUGGCUGGAUUGUUCAUUGGUCCUCUUCCAGACUUCUCUGAUCCACUGCUGGGUUUCAAGCCGCGGGGUACUUACAUUGGAGUCCGUCUGUCCAGCUUGCUCAAGCUGCAGGAAAACACUGGCCCAGGGAAAACUCUGUCUCCUUUACCACCCCAGCUUAAUAAAAGAUCUGGAGUUAUUGUCAGCAGAAACAGUAAUGGCAGUCGAGAUGCCUCCAGAGCUCGUAGUAAGAGGAUGCUGGCUACACACUCCUCUACAGACACCUUCCUGUGUGAUACUCCAGGCGAGCGUUUGGCCCAGUUGGUGUUUCGAUCAGAAAACUCGGCUAGUCUGUGGAGCCUGAAGGCGAUCCACACCAUGUGUGAGAUGGAGCAAUCCAGGAUUUGCUCCCAAGCCAAGUUCCAGGACUUGUGCCAGCGGCAUGUGAGAGCAGAAGCAGAGGGAAUGUUCAGAAGCGGCUGUUGUCCGAGCUGGUCUCUGGGGAAUUACUUGGCGGUCCUCUCUAAUGCCUCCUGCUGCCUCAACCUUACAUCACAGCAGGUGUCUGAGUCGUUAAACCUUCUCCGGAAAUGUGCUCUGCAUUAUCAUGAAGGACACCUAGUUGAAGGCUGUGCUGAGAGACCCAAACAUGGCAGCUGUGCCUCUGUUCCCUCCCGCUGCAAACAAUCCCGCAUCGUUUUCCAAAUCCUGCACUUCCUAGUGGACAAGGACUUUCUUGGCCCGCAGACUGUCGAAUAUCAAAUCCCAACGCUGAAGUACAGCCUUCUCUUCCUACCUGUUGACAAAGGAGAGCACAUGAUGGAGAUAUACAUGAAUAAUCUUGAAGGCAGGGAUCUGACUUCCAAUAAUACAACUAUUACUGGCAUAGACUUUGGCAUCAAGAAGACUUUGUUCAAAUACUACUUGGCCAGAGAUUUAGUAUACCCUGUCCUGGCUGUUGUAUCCCUUCUGCUCACUAUGACUUUGUAUCUCCACUCUUUCUUUAAAGUAGCAUUAUCUGUACUUGCAAUCACAGGCUCACUCCUAGCCUCCUACUUUUUCUACAAAGUAGCAUUUCGCCUGACUUUCUUUCCUGUGGUCAACCUCUCAGCAGCUCUCAUUCUCUUAGGAAGUUGCUCCAAUCAAGUUUUCAUUUUUGCUGACUUCUGGAAUCUGCAGCUAACACAAAACCCCUCGUCCUCCCUGGAGAAGAGAGUAAAUAGAGCUUUGCAGGAAGUUGGCUAUUUGAUUUUAGCCUCAGGGUUGACCUCCAGUGCAGCAUUUUUUUCUGGCUAUCUCAGCAGCAUCACAGCAAUCAGAUGUUUCUCUGUGUAUCUUGGGACUGCCUCUUUAAUCAGCUCACUGUUUGCAUUGGUGUGGCUGCCAUGCUGCUUUAUCUUGGGUGAGCGAUACAGAAAGAUGCCCUCUACCUCUGCAGCUGUGCAAGGAUGGAAGCCCUGCUGCUCCAAAAACCCAGGCGGCUUCUGGGAUACAAGUUCACGCAAGCGAUGCCUCUUCAGUGUGGUGCAGAAGCUGAGAGAACUAAAACGGGGUCUCACAGACACUUCUAAUUUAUUGUUUCUGAAAAUCCUGCCUUGUGGAGUGGUAAAGUUUCGGUAUAUCUGGGUGUGCUGGUUUGCUGUACUUGCAGCUGGUGGCACAUAUAUGGCUUGCAUCGACCCUGGCAUGAAGCUGCCCACUCUUGGCAGCCAGGUCACCCAGCUUUUUCGCUCCAGUCACCCAUUUGAGAGAUACGACGCCGAGUACCGUCAUAUGUUUAUGUUUGAGAGACAGAGAAAUGGAGAGGAUAAGCCUGUUACAUUAAUGCUUGUUUGGGGUGUCAAGCCAAUUGAUAAUGGGGAUCAUUUUAACCCAAACAGCAAUGGCUCUUUAGUUCUUGAUCCUAACUUUAACAUGAGCAAACCUGAGGCUCAGGUUUGGUUGAGGGAUCUAUGCGGACAUGUCCAGAACCAAAGCUUUUAUUCCCCUCCGUCACCUGAGGAUAUAGAUAACAUAACUGACAACAUCUGUCUUGUGGAGCAGUUAGUGCACUGGCUUUCUGUCAGACGGUGCUCAGAAAGUGAUGAUGCCCUUCAUUUCUGCUGUAACGACAUCCCUUUCCCCUACCCUCCCAGUGUUUUUGAGAACUGCCUCAGUAUGAUGCUGGCGGAGAGGUAUGCUGAGGGCCAUCUGGGACACAGUGGAGGUCUGUACUUCCAGCCAGAUGGCAGGAUCGCUGCCCUCGUGUUGGCAUUCAGAACUACAUACCUCUACAGCUUCAACUUCACCAGGACCAAUUCUUUUUACAGAGAAAUCCUAACAUGGUUUAACAAAGAAAUAUUAGGAGCACCAAAAGGGCUGGAAAAUGGCUGGUUCAUCAGUCCGCUCUCUCUUUUUGAUCUGCAACAGUCUUUAAGCUCUGAGACUUUGGUAGUAGCUGGCUUCUCAGUAGCUCUGACAUUUGUUUUUCUUCUCUUAACCACCUGGAAUAUUCCACUGAGCAUAUAUGCUACUGUGGCUGCAGGGGGGAGUGUGUUUGUCACUAUCGGCCUCCUUGUACUGCUUGAGUGGCAGCUGAAUGGCAUCGAGGCUCUGUUUAUAUCUUCAGCUGCAGGUUUGUCUGUUGACUUUAUUGCUAACUACUGCAUAUCCUACAGCUUAGCUCCUCAUUCAGACAAAAUUGGAAAAGUCGCACACGCCACUAAAAGGAUGGGAUGUCCUGUGGCUAUAGUUUCUGGUGCGUUUUUCUUUAUAGGAAUUGUCAUGUUACCGGCCACGGCCCUGCAUUUUAGAAGACUUGGGAUUUUUUUAUUUUUAGUGAAAUGUAUCGCUUGUGGAUUUGCAACCUUUUUCUUCCAGUCAAUGUGUUGUUUUUUUGGACCCCAGAAAAACUGUGGUGCAAUCACGCUGUCAUGCUUUUCUGAGCAGACAGAUGGCAUACUGACUUCUUGCUCUGAGCCAGCUUCCUCAUCAACCUCAGCUGCUAACGGAACCUUUGGCAGAUCUAGAAUGAGGAGGAGUUAUGACAAAGAAGCAGGUGGUUGCCUCUACCCCAACCACCAGCACAAGCAGAAACACACUGGAGGGGGAGGAGGUGGAGUGAACCAAAGGGCAGAACAGUAUGAGCUACAACCAUUGGCGUACCGCCUGAGUGACAGCUUUGAGAACAGCACCUGCACCAGUAAACUUUCCAACCGACCCUCUGUGCUCUCAGAUGAGAUUGAGUACUGUGGUGGAGAUGUGGGCAAGAAUAGCACGGAUAGGGAGGGCGAAGAGAUGUGCAGUCAUCAGAUCUGCCAACCACCACCGGCCCUCCAGACUUCAUCUCCUUACAGAGAAAACACGCUUCGGCCAGUAAGCCUGGUGCAAGAAGAUGUACCUACAGACAAGCUGCUGUGUAAAACCUGCAGGGGUCAGUCAGUUAUUGUGAAGCCAUGGAGCAAUACAUCUUACUCCUCAACAUCAAGCAUAGAGGAGACUAUCAUCAGCCACACAAUGGAGACCAGUGACCAGCCAUCUCUCUGCAAAGAGGAAAAUACAACAAAGGAGGGUCAUUCUCACCUUAAAAGACACCUCUCCUCCUAUUCUCAGAGCUCCUGCGAGGGUCUGGAGGACUCCUGUGAAACAUGCCUCAGUGACAUCGAAGCGGGGCCUUCAAAUCCACAACAACAAGAAAAAGAGACAGAGGUUCAGCUACAACCAGGACACCUCAAUGGAAGGAGAGAUACACUUCGGCUCUCGCUGAAAGAAACAGUUUACGAGACUUGUGGUAAGGAUCGCACCAGCCGGAGUGAAGAAAUAGUCAUUUUGCCCAACAGUAAGCCAGAUUUACCCGAUGUUUGGAUAAAGCGAGACGGACAACAGGAAGACACAUGCUGAGCAAUGCUAUGGGCAUAUUUUGCAGUCACUGUGGAAUUAUUGAUCUUAACUGAUCAAGAAAAAAUAAAUCUCAGUAUUUAUUACAGUAAAUAUCGAUUAUAAAAAAAAACAAACUAUUACACUUGCAUAAUACUGAAAGGAAAAAUAAGGCAACAGCAAAUGUAACACGAGACUGCAUGUUUGUCUGAUGUUGCUGUUAAAGUUGUCUCAGUGUCUGUUACAACUGAGGUUAGAGCAUGAGUGUUUCUUCAGAAAAAGUCACAUUAAAGCAUGACUGUUUCACCCAAGUAGAGGACAGUGAAAGCUUUACAUCAAUCACAACUUUUAACCACCUUGAAUUAAAGCCAUCAACAUAAAAACCAUCACUAACUGCACCUGCUGCCUGCAGAGAUAACUUUGUGCCUGGGACUUUUUAUCUUCUGAACCUGAACACUCUGCACCGACGAGAAUUUUAGCAGAUACAGCGUGAACUCUGUCCUCCGUGCUGGAAGUCUUGAAUAAGCUGUCUUAUUAUGGACUUGGGUCAGUGUAUACCUCUUCCCCUAACCUUCCCCAUUCUGUGUCAUACAAUAAAAAACAUGUGAAACCUUUUAUUCAGUUAAUGGAACCCUGAAAAAUCCUAAGCCUAUUUUUCAAAUAUUUUUUUUAAAAUGGAAGAUUUUAACAUUUGUCCCUUGAAACUACUUUUUUAUUUUUGUUCUUUACCAAAAUUCACAAGCUGAAAUUCAUCUGACAAGUUUCUAUAUGAUCAUCAAUUAAUGCUUAAAGCUAUUGCUUCGUGUGUGUUUUUGAAGUCAUACUUGGUGGUGUACUUCUGUGUUACCUGUCUUGCAUUUGGUGUUAUUUUUACAUCAGUAUCAGACCCAAAAAUUAAAAAAUAAAAAAAUAAAGUAAUUUUGUAGGUUUUCUGGAGACUAUUUCAAAAUGUGCACAACUUAUCCUGCAGAUGAGGGCGUACAUUCAUUCUGGAUCCAAUUAACUUCUGUUUUUACAAGUGAAUCCUAAAUAUGCAGUAGAAAAUAGCACCGUGUUAGUCAUUUUUAUGAGGACUUUGAAAGUGUUUCUUAUAUUUUGUUCAGCUCACUUAUAUUAGCAACAGCUGUUCAGUUGCAAAUUACCUUUGGGCUUAAUUGGAUGUUCAGAGCAAUUUUAAAUUCACUCCAUUGGAAGACUGAAAAGAACUAAAAGGUCAGAUUUAGCUCAGAGGGACAAACUUAAAAAGAUGAGUAGUGGAAUAUAGCCUCUGGAUUUUAGCAAAGUUCCUUGAAGGAUUGGUGUGAAUUGACUAAAACGUAAAGCAUAAAUCUAACAUGUAAAGUGCAAGCUGCUUUGUUUGUGUGGCGCCACAUCAAGUUCAUACACAUGAAUCAAUCACUACCACAUCUGGAGCCCAUCUGAGUACGAUCAGCUUGUUUUGCACUCACUUGUAAUAAUAUGUAUAGUUUAUUCUUUGUGACCAAGACUUAUAAAAUUAGAACCUUGCACUUAGAACUAGUGUGUCAUUUGUGGUGUCAUGGCCAACUUUUCAUGUUUUACUGUCAAGCUGAAAGUUGUUCUGUGCAAUUUAGUGACAUUGCCAUAAAUGUAAUGUUUACCUACUGUGUGCCCUGUCUGUGCAGAAACUGGUUUCUAAAACAGAUAUAACACUAAACGUUAAAACGCAUUUGGAACAUUUAGGUGUAGACUACAACAAUCAAGGAUGUCAGGAAGUCUGGGAA